Fusarium proliferatum ET1 is the source of this 1071-nucleotide messenger RNA. RefSeq lists its product as uncharacterized. The transcript is spliced from 2 exons. The record is from RefSeq and is a predicted model, not a curated record. Gene Ontology annotation, molecular function: DNA-binding transcription factor activity. Gene Ontology annotation, biological process: regulation of DNA-templated transcription. Lineage: Eukaryota; Fungi; Ascomycota; Sordariomycetes; Hypocreales; Nectriaceae. The coding region runs from base 1 to 1071 and encodes 356 amino acids.
AUGGGACAAGAACGUUCCGGAGCCUCUCAGUGCUCAACGAAUCCCAGCCUAUCUACUCAAAAGGGGCCCUCAGCCAUCAAGAAGAAGGUCACCCGCCGCGAUCCCGAGAAGAGGCGUCUACAGAACCGCUUAGCUCAGCAGGCAUACCGGGAAAAGCAGCGGAAGCGCAUACAGGAGCUAGAGCGCCGUGCAGCUGAGCAGGGAGCUGCAUUACAAGAAAGCAAUGACAGGUCCCUCGUUCACGUGGAGAAUCCCGUAGCAGGGCUUACUUCAGCACCUGUCAGUGAAAUACUCGUAGACGCUGAAACUAUCGAUCCUUCAACACUCCAUCCUGAUACCGGAAACUCGCUAUCACAGGCGACGACGGAUGUAGGCACGUGGGGUGCCAGCCUCAUAUUUGAAGACUUCGACCAAUGGAUUUCCGAAAACCCCAUAUACGAUGAGUACACAACACCGGUGCUGUUCUUCAACUGUGGUUGUCCUACACUUCACAUUCCCAACCAUUCCAGAGAGGUCCUUCUUCCUGUUAUCCCAGAUCCAUACAAAAACAAUCUUCAGAUCGACAUCAUAUGUAUUAUCAGCGCUAUGCUCGAGAACUGUCUCUCACUUGGGAUAACGAGAUCGAUGUACUGUUCUGACGAUGCCAUCUCACCAUUCUACAGGGCCCAGGUGGACUCGGAUCCUAAUCCUGAAGCCAUCAUCACAUCUGUCCAGCGUGGAUCCCGCACCCUGCAUUUCGAUCUCCGCCCAACACGAAAGCAGGUUGUUGCUAACCACCAUCCAUUCAUCGAUGUGAUUCCCUUCAAGGAUAUCAGGGACAACAUCAUCGAGAAGAUGAAGGACAUGGAUGAGGAUGAGUUCUUCCAUGAUUCACUUAAUCACUUGACUUGUUGGGGAGGCGUUGCAGGUGCACAUACUGGAACCCCCUGGGACUCAAGAAGUUGGGAGGCAACGGAAGAGUUCAUACUCAAGUGGUCGGACAUCGUAGGGGGUGACGAAGGCGAAUUGGCGAGGAACUCACGGUGGUGGAGAUCACAUCGUGGUGAACGGAUAGUGACCGAAAUGUUCUAA